Molecule: messenger RNA, 1272 nt
Organism: Stylophora pistillata
Lineage: Eukaryota; Metazoa; Cnidaria; Anthozoa; Scleractinia; Pocilloporidae
Product: superoxide dismutase [Mn], mitochondrial
Biological process (GO): superoxide metabolic process
Cellular component (GO): mitochondrion
Molecular function (GO): manganese ion binding; superoxide dismutase activity
Source: RefSeq, a predicted model, not a curated record
GAACACCUCCGUCAAUGCGUCCAUGUUUUGAAGAUGAUGUCACGAAGUUCUAGGGGCUUUUUUUCCUUAAAGAAGUUAUUUCCUGCCGUUGUUGCAGAGUCAUCUAGAACUAAGCAUACUCUUCCCGAUUUGCCGUACGAUUACGAUGCUUUACAACCAGCAAUCAGUGCAGAAAUUAUGCAACUUCAUCACCAGAAACAUCAUGCAACAUAUGUGAACAACUUGAAUGUAGCCGAAGAAAAGUUUUCUGAGGCGCAAGCUAAAGGAGAUACCAGUGCUAUGAUAUCACUCCAGCCAGCCUUGAAAUUCAAUGGAGGAGGACAUAUUAAUCACUCAAUAUUUUGGACAAAUCUCUCUCCUACUGGUGGAGGUGAACCAACAGGAGCCUUGAUGGAAGCUAUCAAGGAAGACUUUGGUUCAUUUGAAAACUUUAAGGAAAGGUUCAAUGCAGCAACUGUAGCUGUGCAGGGCUCAGGAUGGGGUUGGCUGGGUUAUAGCAAGGCUGACAAGGGCCUGGUGAUCACCACAUGUGCCAAUCAAGACCCUCUCCAGGCCACCACAGGACUGGUGCCACUUCUUGGAAUUGAUGUCUGGGAGCACGCAUAUUAUCUGCAGUACAAGAACGUCCGCCCUGACUAUGUGAAAGCCAUUUACGGUGUCAUCAACUGGGCUAAUGUUGCCGAGAGAUACGAAGCAGCUAAAUUAUAACAUAUUAAGGUUUUCGAGUAGUGCUCUUGUUAUUUUUGAUGUGUAAACAUCAAAGUAGAAUAUUCAUGUUAAGCUUGUGAUAUGUUGAGGGUAAAUGGUUCCUUGUUGAAAACAUGUUUUGACAGUUUUGAGGGCAUUUUUCCUUUUUAACCUGUAAUCAGUUUUACUGCCUUGUCCUAGUUGCACUGUGUGACAGAAUGCAGAAAUGGAGGACUUUGCAGUUUUUACUGAUAAAUCCAAAGUGCAUUUAUAAAUAUGUGUGUAGUCCCAGAGCUGCACCCUUUCCUUUUCCUAUAGUUUACAGUUAAAAUCCUGAUAUCUUGAUAAAACUUCAAAUAUUCUCACAAACAGACAGCAAGGAAGACUAUGAUCACCAGUUAAGAGAAUUCAUGUUCAGAUCCUCUUAGCUAAAGGAUUAAGGUGCAACAGAAAAUAAAUUGAAAUGUUGUGUAAAUUGAUGCACUUCUAGCUGGAGUAAACCUUGAUGUAACUGUUUUAAUUCCAAUGCUAGCUGGUUAGUUUCAGGCCUAUCAGUAAACAAAUUGAAUGUAAUUUUUUAAGGUA